Molecule: messenger RNA, 1675 nt
Organism: Dermacentor silvarum
Lineage: Eukaryota; Metazoa; Arthropoda; Arachnida; Ixodida; Ixodidae
Product: putative GTP-binding protein 6
Exons: 1
Coding region: 125-1657 (510 amino acids)
Cellular component (GO): cytoplasm
Molecular function (GO): ribosome binding; GTP binding
Source: RefSeq, a predicted model, not a curated record
ACUGUGGGUGUGCAGCAAGUUUGUAUGGGUGUUCUGUGGUGCAGUAUGCUCGUGUAGGGGUACAGGUUCGUUGUCUGCUAUGUCAACUUUUGAAUGGUUCGACUAUCGUCUGUAACACUUCACAAUGGUGACACUUCCUAAUAUCUCGUUUAUUGCAAGACAUGUUGGUUACUAUGCUGCAACUAUGCUGCAUCCCUGUUCUGUCCGUCAGUUUUUUUCUCUAGCGCUUCGAUCAAAGUUGUGUGUGCGCAGAACACAGAGCUCGCUAAUUACGCUACGAACUUCAUUUACUGAAAUCGAUUACGUGGAGUUCGAAAACUUUGUGCAGUGUAGCAGCUAUGUAGAGCAGCAGCCCAAGUUCGCCCUGCUCAACUUGCCUCGUGGGGGUCAUGAUGUUCUCGUAGUGCAGCCUAGAAUCAAGAAAGGACGCCGGUUGAGGACGGAUACUACUACCGCUUUGCAACUCGCUGAAGCAGUCACCCUGUUGGAAACGUUACCAGGUUGGAAAGCCGCAGGCAGGCUUACGCUGAAGACUGACAACGACAUGAGGAAGCUAUUAUUCAAGUCCGGAAACCUAGAAAGAAUUCAGGACAGCGUCAAGGAGAAGUCUGCCACUGCCAUUUUCAUCAAUGUCGACAUCCUCACAGGCGUCCAGCACGUAGCGCUCCAAGAGUUUUUUCGCCUGCCCAUUUACGACAGGUACACAGUGGUGCUGAACAUAUUUCGCAACCAUGCUCGCACGAAAGAAGCCAAGCUGCAGAUAGCUCUUGCCGAGAUUCCGUACUACCGUGCUCGCAUCUGGCAUCUGCACAAGGGCACAGGCCGCAAUAUGUCUGGCACGGGCCAGACCUACUACGAGCGCCAGCAACAGCUGCUCCAGAGCCGCGAGGCGGCACUCCGCAGACAGCUGGGCGAACUAACGGGAGAGCGUAGCCUAUUGCGUAAGCGACGCCGCCAGCUCGAGUUCCCCACUGUGGCCGUUGUCGGAUACACAAAUGCCGGAAAGACUGCGCUCAUAAAACGGCUGACGAACGACGACCGUCUACAGCCUCGCGACCAGUUAUUCGCCACGCUCGACGUCACUGCGCAUGCAGGUCGACUUAACAUGUUGAAGUGUGUCCUCUACAUGGACACUGUGGGCUUUAUCUCGGAUAUACCCACAACUCUAGUGGCGUCCUUCGCAUCAACACUCGAGGACGUCGUCCUCGCAGACGUCAUCGUUCAUGUACUUGACCUGAGCCAUCCCGACUGCGAUGCUCAGCGCAAUAACGUUCUUCAAACAUUGGAUAACAUAGGCGUGCCGCCUAAGCUUCUCGACAGCAUUAUUGAAGUGGGCAACAAAAUCGACCUAUUGCCAUCAUUGCUGCCCGAGAGCGGACGGGAGUACAUGCCGAUUUCGUGUGUUGAUGGCACAGGGCUUGCAGAACUGCGCAUCCUCAUCGAGCAGAGGCUCAUCAAAAACACUGGCCGGUCAGUGGAAAGGUUUCGUGUUCCCACAGGAGGAUCCGAAUACAGCUGGCUGUACAGGGAGGGCACUUUCAUUACGUGUACCGUGGACGAUUGCGAUAGUAACUAUUCCAUUGUGGAUGUUGUACUCACAUCUGCUACAAAGGCAAAGUUUACACACCUGUAUGGGAGUACAUAUGGUCUGGAGUAAAAAGAAAAUGUCUGUUUA